CUUGCCUGAAAACCUGAGGGACCCAGCUGGCGCCGAAAGGACGCGAGCCCAACCUUAGCCCCACACCCGGGGUACGAACCUGCUCCCGGCGGGCGCGGGCCGCCCUCGUUCCCCACCCUCGCUACUAUGUACAACGCAGCUAUGUGGGCCACCCUGCGGUUAGCUUUGCGGCCCUGCUUCCGCGCCGCUGCCCCGGGGCAGCGCGCCUAUCACGGGGACUCGGUGGCGGCGUUGGGCACCCAGCUGGACUCGGGCUCUGCCAUCUACCAGGAGAACUACGAGCAGAUGAAAGCACUAGUGAAUCAACUCCAUGAACGAGCACAGUAUAUAAGACUAGGAGGUAGUGAGAAAGCCCGAGCACUGCACACCGCAAGAGGGAAACUCUUACCCAGAGAAAGAAUCGACACCCUUGUAGACCCAGGGUCUCCAUUUCUGGAAUUUUCCCAGUUUGCAGGUUACCAGCUAUAUGGUAAUGAGGAAGUCCCUGCAGGUGGCAUCAUUACAGGCAUUGGAAGAGUAUCAGGAGUAGAAUGCAUGAUUGUUGCUAAUGAUGCCACUGUGAAAGGAGGUACCUACUACCCAGUGACUGUGAAAAAACACUUGCGGGCACAAGAAAUUGCGCUGCAAAACAGGCUCCCCUGCAUCUACCUGGUGGAUUCGGGAGGAGCCAACUUACCUCGACAAGCUGAUACGUUUCCAGACCGAGACCACUUUGGCCGCAUAUUCUAUAAUCAGGCAAUUAUGUCUUCUAAAAGUAUUACCCAGAUAGCAGUGGUCAUGGGUUCCUGUACAGCAGGAGGUGCUUAUGUGCCUGCAAUGGCGGAUGAAAACAUCAUCGUACGCAAGCAGGGUACCAUUUUCUUGGCAGGACCUCCUUUGGUUAAAGCGGCCACUGGUGAAGAGGUGUCUGCUGAAGAUCUUGGAGGUGCUGAUCUUCAUUGCAGAAAAUCUGGAGUCACUGACCACUAUGCUUUGGAUGAUCGUCAUGCCCUUCACUUGACUAGGAAGGUUGUGAGGAGUCUGAAUUAUCAGAAGAAAUUAGAUGUUACCAUUGAACCUUCUGAAGAGCCUUUAUUUCCUGCUGAUGAGAUGUAUGGAAUAGUUGGUGCUAACCUUAAGCGGAAUUUUGAUGUCCGAGAGGUCAUUGCUAGGAUUGUGGAUGGAAGCAGAUUCAACGAGUUCAAAGCCUUGUAUGGAGACACAUUAGUUACAGGAUUUGCUCGAAUAUUUGGAUACCCCGUAGGUAUAAUUGGCAACAAUGGAGUUCUGUUUUCUGAAUCUGCAAAAAAGGGCGCUCACUUCGUCCAGUUAUGCUGCCAAAGAAAUAUUCCUCUCCUGUUCCUCCAGAACAUCACUGGAUUUAUGGUUGGUAGAGAGUAUGAAGCUGAAGGAAUUGCCAAGGAUGGUGCCAAGAUGGUGGCUGCUGUAGCCUGUGCCAACGUGCCUAAGAUAACCGUCAUUAUUGGGGGAUCAUACGGGGCUGGAAACUAUGGGAUGUGUGGCAGAGCAUAUAGCCCAAGAUUUCUCUACAUAUGGCCAAAUGCUCGUAUCUCAGUGAUGGGAGGAGAGCAGGCAGCCAAUGUGUUAGCUACAAUAGCAAAGGACCAAAAAGCACGAGAGGGUAAACAGUUCUCCAGUGCUGACGAAGCAGCUUUAAAAGAGCCGAUCAUUAAGCGGUUUGAAGAGGAAGGGAACCCUUACUAUUCCAGUGCAAGGCUGUGGGAUGAUGGGAUUAUCGAUCCAGUGGACACCAGAUUGGUCCUGGGUCUCAGUAUUAGUGCAGCCCUCAACGCCCCCAUCCAGAAGACUGACUUUGGCAUUUUGAGGAUGUAGCUGGAAUAUAAAAUCUAUUCCGUUGGACAUGUACCCAAAAUUAUCACAUGUAACCUUAAAAUUUUAGAUAUUUUGAACAUGUGACUGUUUCUGUGAUUUUUGUUGUUAACAUGGUGCAUUGUACUUUUCUACC
This is a messenger RNA of Sciurus carolinensis (gray squirrel), 1966 nucleotides long. It is a transcript of the gene Mccc2, whose product is annotated as methylcrotonyl-CoA carboxylase subunit 2. The coding region runs from base 127 to 1833 and encodes 568 amino acids. Gene Ontology annotation, cellular component: mitochondrion; methylcrotonoyl-CoA carboxylase complex. The record is from RefSeq and is a predicted model, not a curated record. NCBI's taxonomy places the organism in Eukaryota, Metazoa, Chordata, Mammalia, Rodentia, Sciuridae. Gene Ontology annotation, molecular function: methylcrotonoyl-CoA carboxylase activity. The transcript has 17 exons. Gene Ontology annotation, biological process: L-leucine catabolic process.